UCGCUGUAUUUCGUCGGUAUGACAGGUUUUGUAACCUAAAUAGUCGUCAACUUUAACUAUUAAUAUCUUGCUGCGCGGAGUAGAGCGACACUUUUUUCUGUUACUCUUUCGUUUUAUGCAAAAACGCGCCGAAUGAGCAUAAUCUUAUCGAUAUUUGAAAUGGGGUCGCUAAACUGAACAAUUACCAGUAAAUCUUUGUAUUGUCGAUAAUAAAACAGUAAUUUUACAAUAAAAUGUUUAUUUUGUUGUUCUUGAGGCAGUUACAUGAAAUAUCUAUACAUUUUCGAUAAUAAAACAAUAACUGGAUAAAUUAAAAUAAUGCGCAGCGAGUUUUUUCUUCCAGUCAUAUAAAUCCCAUAAGACCACUGGUCUUUAAUAAUAUCUUAUCGGUGCUAUGGAACAUAAUUUCGCGGAUGAGAGUAAAUCAAUCGUAUAAGGAUAAUGUGUCGCACAAUUUGAAGGGAUACGAUCGAUCAACAUGCUCUCGCGGAUUAUGAGGAGCGUCCUUACAUGGAGUAAGGAUCCCGCAUUGUUGAGACGACCACCGCGUAAAAUUACAGGUCCUGCGUCAGGUCGAGCGAGUUACACUCGCGGCGUUUAUACCAGCGGAUUCCAGGGUAAAGAUGACAAAAAGGAUGACAAGCCGUCGGCUCUCGUGCUCCAGGCCUUUGCGAACGCCGAGAGCAAGGAAAAGGAAGCUUAUCUGGAAAUACUCCGGCAAUAUAAGAGCAACAAUGAUCUCAGACGCGGUCACGUGGAAUUUAUUCAGGUCGCUCUCAAAUACAUGGACGAGUUUGGCGUGAAUCGAGAUCUAGGCGUGUACAAGACUCUGUUGGAUGUGCUUCCCAAGGGCAAAUUUAUCCCCACCAACUUUUUCCAAACGAUGGUAAUGCAUUAUCCUAAACAGCAGUACAUAGCCAUUGACUUGCUGUGCAAAAUGGAGAAAAAUUGCGUGAUGCCAGACGUGGAGAUGCAGGACAUGCUGCUGAAUAUCUUUGGGAAACACGGUGCCCCACUGAAGAAGUUUUGGAGAAUGAUGUACUGGAUGCCCAAAUUCGCCAACUUGAAUCCCUGGCCUUGUCCUAGACCAGCACCAAAGGAUCCACGAGUACUUGCGAGAUUGGCGAUGAGUAAGAUAUCUAGUGUAGAUGUGCAGACUAAAAUUGUGGAGUUUGAGACCAAGGAUGCACAAGAUGCCGUUGAGGACACGUGGAUUGUAUCCGCCAUGAGCAGCUUACAAGAGAGAUUAUUGCAAACGCAAUCUCCUAGCAGUCCAAUUUUUGUUGAAGGACCAUAUACAGUUUGGGUUGCAGAUCAAUGUAUAGACUAUUUUGUGCUCAGAGGAGAGAUGAGAAAGAAGAAGGAGUAUGAAGAUAUUGAUGAUGUUUCAAAUAUUAGAAUCCCUUUUUGGGAUAAAAGGGAAAUAAUCCCUGCUUCUACAGUCCAUGAACAAGAUGAUGGCACAUACUUUGCGAUGUGUGCUACAGGUACAUCUACGAAAGAUUCUCUGUUGUGCUGGAUACGAUGUCUGCAAAAACAGAAUCCUAUCUUGAAUGUAAUCCCGGUAGUGUUCAAAGUGGCGUCGUUCCCGAAGGAACAGCUGUACAUCGAAACUGAAAAGAGCCAGAAUGAAAUGGUGUAUACAAAAGAUUAAUAUCAAAACUACGAAUGGUUAAACUAUUAAAAACCGAGUAAUGAUAUCACCAAUAUAGUAAAGUGAUGCAUAUAUAUAUAUGUAGAUAACUGUAAUUUGUAUAUAAAAAAUAAUAUAUAACAUUUGUUAAUAAUUCACAAGUAUCUAUAAACUCAAAUAAUCUAAACUAUUUCAAUACAUCCUGUAUAUAUGGCUUUAAAACUGAUUUUUUUAUCUCUCUCAUUAUAUAAAAACAUUGAAUUAUUGAGUUUGUUGAUUCACAUCAAUAGAUUAUAUUAGGAGAACUGGGAUAUAUAUAUAACAAUAAAACACAUGAUACAUAGAAAGAUAUAA
Molecule: messenger RNA, 1987 nt
Organism: Formica exsecta
Lineage: Eukaryota; Metazoa; Arthropoda; Insecta; Hymenoptera; Formicidae
Gene: ECSIT
Product: evolutionarily conserved signaling intermediate in Toll pathway, mitochondrial
Exons: 3
Coding region: 479-1654 (391 amino acids)
Cellular component (GO): mitochondrion
Source: RefSeq, a predicted model, not a curated record